CCUCUCUCCCCUCCCUAGUCACGAAAAAAUACACCAAAUGUACAGCAGGCUCACUUGACCAGAAUCCAAGAUGGCGGUUUUUCAACGUGCUUCUUCAAGAACUUCUAAGCUAUUUUAUGUCUUUUCUCGACGGUUAUCAGUGGUAGCAGCUGAAAGAGAUGGAAAGCAAACRCAGACUGGUAUACCUGUGAUAGUUGCCCAUCAUACUAUAAAGAAAGCUGUAAUUGUUCACCCCAAAUCUCGAGCUUAUCAACCUUCUCUCAAACAUCAAUGGCUGACCAAAACUAUAAUGAAGGAAGGCUUUCCCGAAAAUUUAGCAAAGCUCAACAUAUCUUCUGAGGAUGUUCAGGUUUUUCGAGAUUCUGUUUUGCAACAAAUUGCGUAUCAAAAGGAGCUWAAGAAGACCAAGCUUCGAUUUGAAGAGGAGAUUCGACUUGGAGUCUUUCAAAAUCUGCUCAGAAUUUGCUAUGGAUUUUCUCACGAAAGUCCUGGUUUGAAAGAUAGCUACAUGGAURUUAGUCCAAAGAUMCAUACACAUUGGGUUAGGAAUCACGAAUUUUAUGACCUGUGCUAUCGUCCUGAUUUGAUUUUAUGGAGCAGYGUUCCUAAUGACGUYUAUGMACCCGAUGUGGAGUCUACUGCACAAGAGUCAUUACCAGGACCYUAYGAYCCAUAUAGUCAAAAUUUAUUCCAGCAUCCCAUCGUCCACCUACGCAACUUUCCUGGAUACCAACCCAACAAUGYAAACCCAUAUCAGCACUGCCACACUUUAUUCCUUGCUGACGUCACUAACCAGACAAAUGAACAAAUGYACUCCUAUGGGAUGAUGGGAAUGUUUGGGGUACUUGCUUCUAAAGCCAUGAGCAUUGGGGUACUUGCAGGUGAACACUUGUCCACACCAUUGACAACUCGCUGUGUCAUUUCCAAUGGUAAAGAAGUUCUUCUUAUGUGUUACCAGCUAAAUACRCUAUCUUUACAAGAAGAUYAUGGGAUUAAAAACUUUGUUUGGGCUACUGAUAAAAUGGAGUUCUUUAAAAGCAACCCAGAUGCUGAUGAAGAUGAAGCUUUGAGAAGAAGCAGGAAACUUUAUGGUAGUAUUGAUGCAUCAAAAACUCUACCACCUAUCAACGAGGAAUGUGUUAAACAAGUUUUAUCUUUUAUUUGUCAAUAAAGGAUACAUUGUACUAUGUGAAAGUACUAUGAACAAUGAAAUUGUGUGCCCAUUCAAACCUAAUUGGUUUUAACUAAACAUAUUAGUGGCAUGUGGAUUUGAAGUCUCUGUCAUUAUACGUCGUACAAGGUUUUUUCACUUCAGUGUUGGUAAUACAUUGAUUAAAUUGAAGAGUAUAUGAACUGUACGGAUUGCUCAACUUCAAAGAUUCUUGCAGUAUCAUUCAACUUGGGAUAUCUGUGAAACUCUGUCAAAGCAGCAAAAGCUCUUGAGUUAUGCACAAACGAUUUUAAUUUUAAUAUGCCAAAUUAUGUUCCAGAACAUUCAAAUCUGGCAUAUAUAUCUCAUACCAUGUUUGGUACUUAAAGCUUGAGUCAAUGUCCUCUUGUUACGGGUUUCCAUUGCUAUAUGUACUGGUAUAUGUGUUUAAGUAGUAACUACACUGAACAUUUUCUUUUUAUAAAUAGUUUUUUAAUUUGCAUUUCACCCUAACAUCUCUGUAGACUUGCUCUCUCUCUUAUUUAUGAAACAAAAUAUUUUCCAUGGGAAUUUGCUUGAUGCAGUUGCCCACUUUUGAUAUUCUUGUUGUGUGACUAUGUACAAGAGAAAUGGUGAUGAGGUUCCAAGAAACGAUAAAUUCAUAUAAUCAGACCACAUGCCUUAUGGUGAUUGGUCCUUGGAGAUUUUCCGAGAAUGAUGAGAUUAAGGUUUUUGAAUUCAAAAUCAAGGCUGUGAGACUU
Exaiptasia diaphana is the source of this 1911-nucleotide messenger RNA. RefSeq names its product 39S ribosomal protein L37, mitochondrial. Gene Ontology annotation, cellular component: mitochondrion; ribosome. The record is from RefSeq and is a predicted model, not a curated record. NCBI's taxonomy places the organism in Eukaryota, Metazoa, Cnidaria, Anthozoa, Actiniaria, Aiptasiidae. Gene Ontology annotation, molecular function: structural constituent of ribosome. Bases 71 to 1171 code for a protein of 366 amino acids. The transcript has 2 exons. Gene Ontology annotation, biological process: translation.